AUGACCUCAAACGACCGGAAACCUGGCGUUUCGUCGCUCACUAAACUCAUGAAUGAGCAGCGGGCUCAACCUCCUUCAUCUCAGACAGUCAGGAUAAACAGCACAGAGGUUCAUCCUACAGACAGCGAUUUCCAGAAGACCAUAACAACCACAAUAACUUUGGAAGGAGUGUCCCCAGAAACCUCAUACAGGGAAGAUUACAUAGAGCCGGUCUCACAGGUACAGGUUUCGCCAAAGCCAAUAGCGUCAACUCCACAACAGCCAUACGCUCUUAGACCAGCCAGCCUACAUUCCAACAGUGGACUACCCGGCUCGCUGUCCAACACAAUCCCCUACUCGGCUCCCGGUGGACACCCGUCACUUUCCACCUCUGUUCAUAGCUCGUCAACAUUUCUUGGUUCUCCCGCUGUAAAUUUAUCCAAUGGACAGCUAAUUUCGGCUACACAGAUUUCGUCGCCGGCAAUAUCGUCGCCGAAACAGCUUGAGCCCAGGCUCAUCAUUUCUAAGCAAAAGGUUCAGCAGGUCCAGGAGGCGCGCGCCGCAGCAGCAGCAGCAAACGGGACUUUGAGCAGUUCUAGAUCAAAUACAUCACUUGUUAACUUCUUCUCUAAAUCCAGAAGAAGCACGGCAACGCUGGACCAGUUUUCGUCGUCUCCGCAACAGGACCAAACCGGUCAGUCUCCCUCAUCUCAAUCAAGUGCGGAAAGCGUCACCAACGGAACGGCACCCGGAUCGCGUCAUUCCUCGAUGGCCGACUUGCGCAGGUUUUUCCGAAAGUCUGUUUCAUUAAGCAACGGCCAAUCCGGAGUGCCAAGGACUUCGAACUUGAGCGCCGGCUUGAGUGUCCAGCGUCAGGGUUCCAUUUCGUCCAUUCCCCAAAUCACAACCACCACUCCUUCGUCCAGUGUCACCUUUAACGGUCCUUCAUUCGCUGGGUCAGACACCGUGCCCUCGUCUCCGUCGCAAGAAUACAGCACUUCACCUUUGGAUUUCAGCAAACGGGUGCCUUCAUCUCCAAGCUUAUCGAGCCCAGGAGGAUCUUACUUCAAUAUUGCACAGACCCCAUUGUCUGUUGGUGGAAACACCACGCCGCAGAUUCCAUUUAGUAAGCGGUACAGUAAAUUUGGAGAGAACUUGGGCGCCGGAGCAGGUGGACAAGUGAGACUGGUCAAACGAAUUUCCGAUUCCAAAGUCUUCGCAGUGAAAGAAUUCAGAGCCAAGUACCAACACGAAUCUAGAAGGGAUUACAUUAAGAAAAUCACCAGUGAGUACUGCAUUGGGUCAACCUUGAAGCAUCCAAAUAUUAUCGAGACUAUUGAAAUUUCCUAUGAGAAUGAUAGAAUCGUUCAGGUCAUGGAAUACUGCGACUAUGACCUGUUUGCCCUGGUGAUGUCAAAUAAAAUGAGCCCUGAGGAGAUCAAUUGCUGCUUCAAACAGAUCUUGAAUGGUAUCCGGUAUAUUCAUUCCAUCGGCUUGGCUCACAGAGACCUCAAGCUGGAUAACUGUGUGGUGUCGAAAGACGGAAUUGUGAAGCUUAUCGAUUUUGGCUCUGCUGUGGUGUUCCAGUACCCAUUUUCAAGCACGCUGAUCGAGGCCCAAGGAAUCGUUGGUUCCGACCCAUAUCUUGCACCUGAAGUUUGUGUCUUCAACAAAUACGACCCCCGCCCCGUCGAUAUAUGGUCAGCAGCUAUCAUCUACUGCUGCAUGACUCUGAAGAAGUUCCCGUGGAAGGUUCCCAAGCUUUCUGACCCUAGCUUCAAACUUUUUGCAUCCAGAGAACCAGGUGUCACUUUCGGCAAUCUGCUGAGACGAAUGCCAGAUCCUCCAAGCUACGAAGAUCUAGAGAAUAAACAAGAGUAUCCCAAAGAAAAGGGAAAACACCAUGAAGAACUGAACACCGUUAUCCAUCCGGAGGAGAUGCCUACUCCUCCCCCAUCUGCCUCCAACUCUAAUGAGACACAUGAUAGUGAAGAUCCUCUGAAGCAUACAUCCAACCUAAUGGGCGAACAACGUUUGCUGAAUGCGCUUGCCCCUGAAUGUCGUCCAAUGAUUGGAAGAAUGGUGUCGUUGGCGCCUGCUUGCCGUAUAACGAUAGAUGAAUGUUUCAACGACCCAUGGUUGCAAUCAGUCCAAAUGUGCACCUUGGUCAACGACGAGUGCGAGCAUAAGCUGGUUCCAUCUACGGACCACGAACACACUCAAGUGGACCAAAGUAUAGCACAUAUUGCCAUGCUCGAGAGGAAGAAGAAAGGCAAGAAAUGA
Ogataea parapolymorpha DL-1 is the source of this 2262-nucleotide messenger RNA. Its product is annotated as Protein kinase. The coding region runs from base 1 to 2262 and encodes 753 amino acids. NCBI's taxonomy places the organism in Eukaryota, Fungi, Ascomycota, Pichiomycetes, Pichiales, Pichiaceae. Gene Ontology annotation, biological process: intracellular signal transduction; protein phosphorylation. The record is from RefSeq and is a predicted model, not a curated record. Gene Ontology annotation, molecular function: protein serine/threonine kinase activity; ATP binding. The transcript has a single exon.